AUGAGAGCACUGAGCAACGAUAUGACCACGUUGGAGACAAAGAAGGCAGAGCCUAUUCUCACGAACAAUCCGCUGACGAGAAUCGAAAUCUUGGACAAUCUGACAACUUGCAGAGUCAUGAGGCAGGGAACAGAAGGCACAAGAAGCAAGAGUCAGACUAGGAUUGGGAUUGAAGAAACUGGUAUUGUCAGACCGGGAUUGGGGAAAAGAACGAGUAUCAGGACUGGCGGAAUUGAACAAGGCUCGAGGUUCGAAAUUCGAAUGAUUGAGGAAGUCACAAGUCUCUCGACGAUCAGAAACGUCUCCAGCUCGGAAAAGCAACUUCUCACGGGUUCUAACGAUGAUCCCUAA
Bursaphelenchus xylophilus (pine wood nematode) is the source of this 351-nucleotide messenger RNA. Lineage: Eukaryota; Metazoa; Nematoda; Chromadorea; Rhabditida; Aphelenchoididae. The record is from the annotation of a GenBank genome assembly.